Ruditapes philippinarum (Manila clam) is the source of this 1380-nucleotide messenger RNA. RefSeq names its product heavy metal-binding protein HIP-like. Gene Ontology annotation, molecular function: protein binding. NCBI's taxonomy places the organism in Eukaryota, Metazoa, Mollusca, Bivalvia, Venerida, Veneridae. The record is from RefSeq and is a predicted model, not a curated record. The transcript is spliced from 2 exons. Bases 92 to 868 code for a protein of 258 amino acids.
GCGAGCAAACAUAAGGGUAGUAGUCACUUGAUGCGAUAUUACUAUUAAACAAGUGCAUGCAAGGAUCUUUCCACUGGUGUAACAAGUAAAUAUGUUGUUGAAAUAUUAUUCCGUCGUGAUACUGUGUUUUUCCGUUGUCAACGGAGAACCUGGAGAACCUAAAUGUUUUUCGAGGUUUGACUAUGACGAGAAAAUGUUAAUGAAACAAUUAAGAUUCGAAGACAAAGUUCAGAAAUUUGAGGAUUUUAUAAACAGAUUAAAGGCGCGAGAAGAAAAUGAAAAAGAAGAACGUUCUAAGUUGUUUGCAGCAGAGUUAGAGAAAUAUAAACAAGAGAAUUCGGAAGAAGUUGAACGACAGAAAAUUGUUACGUCAGAAAUGCUCGAAAAUGUUGAGAAUUCUAAGAUGGAGCUUGAAAACGUCCAUAAACAGAUAAAUGAGAAAAUGAAAGGGAAAGUUGUGGCUUUCACAGUAAUGUCACCUAAGGCGGGUGCUACAUCAGACUCUAUGUCUUUUUCAAUGGUCAUUACAAACGAAGGGAACGCGUUUGAUACAUUGACUGGCAAGUUUACAUGUCCUGUUAGCGGGCUCUACUACUUUUCCUUACACAUCAUUAAAAAACGGUCACCCAGUGUCAGCUUUGCCGGAUGUGGCAUUUAUCUGAACGGAUCAAAUACAUUGGCAGCUUACACAAAUCCACAGGACGGGUCAAAUGGUGCAGACAACGGAAGUUACGGAGCUUCGACAUCCGUGUAUUUAAAAUUGAAAGUUGGAGAUGUGGUGACGUUAGAUAGUUGCAACAAGGGUAUAUCCGACCGCGUAGAAGAAUAUACGUCAUUCAGUGGUCAUUUAGAACAAGAAGUUUAUUAACUUAUACGUAAUAUCAUACAUGUAUGUAUUUUUAGACAUUAAAUGCAACAAAUCUUUCAAGAAACGGCCAUAAUGUGAUGAAAACAACAUUUACGGUUUUUUAAUGUGUAUAAAAAUGUUGUUUUUUUUUUUCAGAUAUAGCUUGAUACAAUUUAAUUUUAAAGUUCCAUCAUUAAUUAUACUGGUCCAUGAGAUACCUUCAUGCUUGAAAUGGGAAAAAUGCAAAUUGCGGUUUAAAAUAUAUUCCAGGAAUGUACAUAUAAAAUACCUAAAUGACUGUAAGUAUGGUACUUUUGAUUGUAAAAGCAAAUAGCAAAUACGGUAUUAGAUUGUCGACAGAAAAUUGUUUGUGGUUUCAAAAAAUUACUACAGCGUUAUUUAUAUUUAACUAGUUUGUUGGCAAAAUAUUUUAUUAUCUUUGUUGAAUUGUCGUAAAUUUGUAUAUAUGUUUAAUAUUUAAGUAUUCUUGUUUUGCUCUUCAUUCAAUGGAGGAAUAAAAGAUAUAUACAGAG